Messenger RNA from Rosa chinensis, 2377 nucleotides. RefSeq names its product ankyrin repeat-containing protein At2g01680. The coding region runs from base 221 to 1999 and encodes 592 amino acids. Gene Ontology annotation, cellular component: plasma membrane. Lineage: Eukaryota; Viridiplantae; Streptophyta; Magnoliopsida; Rosales; Rosaceae. Gene Ontology annotation, molecular function: protein phosphatase regulator activity; protein phosphatase 1 binding. The record is from RefSeq and is a predicted model, not a curated record. The transcript has 3 exons.
UGCAUACCUGCGGCGGCCCAUCUCCAGUGCAUUGCUUGGUUUUGAAUCUGUCAGCAUCGCUGCCAGUAUUGACCGACCCUCAUGUCAUUUGGUUCUUUCUUCUUCCCCCAUCUUGUAAUCUCUCACCCCUUUGAUUCAUUCGACUAGUUGCCUCGACUGGUAGGUGGGAUAAUAAUUAUAAGAUAGGAGGAGUACGUAGGAGGAGGCAUCGAAAACCACCAUGGAUCCUUACCUGUAUGAGGCGGCCACGGGCGGAGAUGUCAGCUUCUUGAGAAGAAUCAGAGACGGUGACGUAUUACUAAACCACGAUCUUCUCCUUCAGAAAACGCCUAAAGACAACAACAUUCUACACAUCGCCGUCGAAUUCAAACACAUUGAGUUUUUCAGACAAGUCCCGAAUCAUUAUUCUCCAUCUCUGUUUUGGGCGGCCAACAAAAAGGGCGACACUCCUCUGCACGUGGCCGCUAGAGUAGGCUGUGUUGAAAUAGUCGAGUUCCUUAUCGAUCAGGCGAAAGCGCUGCAGAUAAGAGGAGCUGAUGAGGAAAGCUGUCAUCGAAAGCCGCUACUUCGGAUGACGAAUUUAGAAAUGGAUACGGCUCUGCAUGUGGCUGUGCGGUACGGUCAUCUUGGAGUGGUGGUUCUGUUAAUGGAAGCAGAUCCUGAACUGUGUUGUUUGACUAACAGGGCAGAUGAAUCUGUUUUGUUCCUGGCUGCUAUGAAGGGGUCUGCAGAGAUUGCUCUUUAUCUGUUGAACGAGUCUCCGGUGUGUCCUUGUUUUCGAGGGACUAAUGGUGUGACGGCUUUGCACGCCGCUGUAACUCGCAGCACGCUCACCAGCAAAGGCAUUGUGAGGACAAUGGUGUCCAAAAAUCCUGAGAUGAUUAAAAAUGUCGAUGCACUUGGCUGGACACCGUUACACUAUGCAGCAUUUAGAGGGAACCUUGAAGCGACUAGAGUGCUAAUGCAAUGCGAUAGUUCUGCAUCUUACAUCUUAGACAACUCUGGAAUGUCAGCUCUCCAUGUAGCAGCCCAUGCCGGCCACACCAAAAUAAUGAAGGAGCUGAUUCUGUUGCGGCCCGAUAUUUGUGAUCUGCUGAAUGACCAAGGCCAAACGGCUUUACAUGCUGCAGUAUUAGGAGCACGAGUUAAUGUUGUGGAGUACAUAUUGAAGACGCCUGAGCUUGCGGCGAUUAUAAACGAAGCAGAUAAAGAUGGAAACACUCCUUUGCACUUAGCUACCCUUCACCAAAAUGAUAAAAUCAUAAAAGUUCUGUCUGGCGAUCGGAGAGUGGACAUGAUUGCUAUUAAUAAGGAAUUCUCGAUGCCCGCCGACAUGUUUCUUGGUGACAAUAUUGGUGAACAGGAAACAAUUCGCCGUGCUAUGGUUUUGGACAACCUGGGGUGCUCUGUUGGCGUGCCAUUUUUCCAACAACAAAUCAGUCGUGACUUCGACAAGUUGGAACCACUAGAGAAGGACACAGACAAGAUCAGAGAAAACCAGCUGCGAGCUCGUCCGGAUGAUCGUAAUGCCUUGGAAAGAGAUGACACCAAACUACUUGUUGCAACGCUCAUUGCAACUGUCACGUUUGCAGCAUCUUUCACCAGCGUGCCUGGAGGAUUUAAAGAUGACGGAAUGCCUAUUUUAUAUGAAAAGGCCGCUUUCAAAGUGUUUCAGUUUUUCAAUGCAGCGUCCUUCUACAUCUCAAUUCUUGCAAUCUAUAAUGAAUCAACUCCGAUAACUGUGUUAUCCAUCCAUCUACCCACACCAUCAAGUCUCAUUCAGUAUUCCAUUGGAGGAAUGGUGAUUGCAUUUUUUUCUGGCACAUUAGCAGUGCAGCCGAGACGUAGUCACGGAAAUUUGUUUGAAUUUAUAUUUGGCACAACUUCGGUUGAUAUUGUGCUCACGGUGAUGUGUGGCACUCUUUUAAUAUUAGCUAUCAUCUCUUUGAUGAUGCCUCUGAUUCAAAUACGCAGGGGAAAGAGGAUCCACUGGUUUUGAAACCAUGUAAUUUAAGCGCUACUUAUUGAAGUAAGUGAAGUCUACCUGCACUCCUUUAAUUGAUUGGGUUAAAAUUAAUAUGGAUGGGGCAUGGGAAAUGAACUCACCUAGUGCGGGUUAUGGUAGAGUUUUUCGAGACUAAAAGGGUGAGGUUCUUGGCCAAUUUAGAUAUCUGAAGCUCAGUUGCAGCUGAAAAAAUGGCGGAAUCAAAGCUAUUGAGUUGGCUUGGGUUUGCGACUGGAAGCAUGUUUUGUUAGAAGUUGAUUUGUAGAGAGAGUAAUCAAGUUACUGAUGCUUUAGCUAAUUUUGGUGCUUUAUUGUCUGAUAUGAUUGGUGGGAUUCGAUUCCACAAUUUACAAUUUCUUUUUGUGCUCUUAA